AUGAACAUCCGCAGUGCUCGGCCCGAAGACCUGAUGAACAUGCAGCACUGCAACCUCCUCUGCCUCCCUGAGAACUACCAGAUGAAGUACUAUUUCUACCACGGCCUCUCGUGGCCCCAGCUCUCCUACAUAGCUGAGGACGAGGACGGCAAGAUCGUGGGCUAUGUCCUGGCCAAAAUGGAGGAGGAUCCUGAUGAUGUCCCGCAUGGACAUAUCACCUCCCUGGCUGUGAAACGCUCACACCGGCGCCUUGGUUUGGCCCAGAAGCUGAUGGACCAGGCCUCACGGGCCAUGAUUGAGAACUUUAGCGCCAAAUAUGUGUCCCUGCAUGUCAGGAAGAGCAACCGAGCAGCGUUGCACCUCUAUUCUAAUACCCUCAACUUCCAGGUCCAUGAAGUGGAACCCAAGUACUAUGCAGACGGGGAAGAUGCGUAUGCCAUGAAGCGGGAUCUCUCCCAGAUGGCGGAUGAGCUGAGACGGCAGCAGGUGCUGAAGAAGGGCAAAUACGUGGUUCUGGGUUCCAGGGACAACCAGGAGACUCAGGAGAGCCUAGCUGGCAGUGAUCGUGGGGGUGACGGCAAAGAUGGUGCCGAUGCCCAGGACAGCUCGGAAGACUUGGACUUCACCUCCUAGAGCCUGCUUGAGCGUCACAGGUCACUGUUGCUCAGGCACUGCGGUCUUCUCUACAGCAUCUCUCGGCUCUGAAGUCUUCUCACAGUGACCUGAAUUGCUUCUCAUUUUGGACUCGGCACCCACUUUGACAGAGCCUACUGUGGUCAUGAAGGAAUGCCUGGACACAGCUUGCUGGGCAUGAGCCAAGGAAUCUUGAGGACUGCCGUGAGAGAACCUUCCUUGGCCUCCUCAUCCCAUGAUACCACUGUGUUCUGUUGGCACAUGUCUGACUUUGGACAGUGGUUGUCCCGCAGGGGUCUCCUAGAAUGCCAAACAGAAAGCAGGGACAGCUCUUAAAGCUCCCCAUCUUUCAGGUUUUGCCUUUAUCUGAGUUUUUCAUCAGGAUGAUCAUGUCCCCUUCCUUGUUUCUUGUUUUUUUCUUUUCUUUCUGAAAACUCCCUGUGUCCUGUGUUGUUCUUUCUUCUGGAGGUAUUUUUCCCUUUCCACAUAGAAGGUGAUAAAAAUAUACUAUAUGUGCAAAAUAUAUAGAUUUUAAGAAAAAAGACAUACAGUAGUUAAAUUGAUCUAUAAUAAAAAGAUAAAUGCA
Messenger RNA from Jaculus jaculus (lesser Egyptian jerboa), 1219 nucleotides. RefSeq names its product N-alpha-acetyltransferase 11-like. Lineage: Eukaryota; Metazoa; Chordata; Mammalia; Rodentia; Dipodidae. Bases 1 to 633 code for a protein of 210 amino acids. The transcript has a single exon. The record is from RefSeq and is a predicted model, not a curated record. Gene Ontology annotation, molecular function: protein-N-terminal-glutamate acetyltransferase activity; protein N-terminal-serine acetyltransferase activity. Gene Ontology annotation, biological process: N-terminal peptidyl-glutamic acid acetylation. Gene Ontology annotation, cellular component: NatA complex.